Messenger RNA from Aricia agestis (brown argus), 3697 nucleotides. It is a transcript of the gene Pef, whose product is annotated as peflin. The record is from RefSeq and is a predicted model, not a curated record. The coding region runs from base 187 to 3411 and encodes 1074 amino acids. Gene Ontology annotation, molecular function: protein binding; calcium ion binding. Gene Ontology annotation, biological process: COPII vesicle coat assembly. The transcript has 4 exons. NCBI's taxonomy places the organism in Eukaryota, Metazoa, Arthropoda, Insecta, Lepidoptera, Lycaenidae.
GCGGCCGAGUCAGUAAACAAGUGGAGUUGUUUUUCUGUUUCAUUGAUUUGGUUUAUGACAUAAUGUUAAUCCGUGAAUCUUUGUGAAUUUGUAAUUUCUAUAUUUAGUGAAGUGUGUGUUGUUAAAUUAAAGUAUGUGAAAUGAUAAACACUUAAUUCUAAAUGAUUCGUGAACCAAUCCAAAUGCAUGAAAAUGGGAGACACCCAUUUCUUUACUAUUGUUACGGCGUUAUUACUGAUACGAAUUACGUCCCAAACUGAAUACUACGAGUGUCCACAAAAAUGUGUCUGCCUAAAAAAGUAUGUGGAUUGCUCCGGAAAAAACUUGGCUACUGUGCCCAAUAUUCCUGUGUGGGUGGAACAAUUGGAUCUAAACUCCAAUAAGCUAAGCAAAGAUGUUACCGCUGGCUUCGAAAGACUGGCCUAUUUAAGAAUCCUAAGGCUCGACAAAAAUGCUUUAACACACAUACCUAAUUUUCAUAGCAUCAAUGAAAUACAAGAUGUAAGUCUAAAUAAGAAUCAUAUAGAGUCCAUAGACGCAGGACGUUUUCCAGUGAACUGCUCCAUAAAAGUAUUAAGUUUAAAUAACAAUCGCAUAAAGACUAUUGAUGAAAAUGCUUUGGUCAACCUCACCAAUCUGGUCUCACUGAAAUUGAACAAAAAUGAAAUUGUGUCACUGCCCAACCAUCUCUUCAGCAAUCAGUCUAACCUCAAGGUUUUGGAGCUGAAUCACAACAAACUGAGAGUCAUAAAUGGGUUAGUUUUCAAAGGAUUGUCUAACCUUUCAGUUCUGAGAAUAAAGUACAACAAUAUUGAAAAUAUUAUGGAUGGAGCAUUUUUUGGUUUUAAAUCAGUAAAUUUAUUGCAUCUGGAUCACAAUGGAAUUAAAAAUAUAUCGAAGGGCUGGACUUAUGGACUGGAAUCUUUAGCCACAUUGUCAAUGUCCAAUAAUUUAAUUUCGCAUAUUGAUUUGGGCAGUUGGGAGCUGUGCUCCAAAUUAGAAAAUUUAAAUCUCUCCCACAACAGUCUGUUUGAAAUAGAGGGACGAACCUUCCAGCACUUAGUUAAUUUACAAACUCUUAAAUUGAGUAACAACAAUAUUUCCUCAAUAUCUCAGGAGGCCUUUAGUCAUAUGACUAAACUGCAAAUUCUCUAUUUAAACAACAACAAGAUUUCAUGGACUGUGGAGGACAUGUCUGGACCGUUUUCUAAGCUGCAAAGCUUGAAGAUAUUUAACUUAUCAAACAAUCAUAUAAAAUCUAUAGGCUCAAGAGCUUUUGAGGGAUUGAAUAAUGUUGUAGAGCUAGAUUUAAGGAACAACAAUAUAACAUCAAUCCAACAGCAUGCCUUUGAUUCUAUGUCUAAACUGAAGAAAUUUUACCUCAAUUCUAAUUCUCUCCUAUGUGACUGCAACUUACUAUGGAUUGUCAAGUGGAUAAGAGAUAAAGUGGAGCAUAGAUCUGUAAAAGCGACAUGCGCCUACCCAUCUGAAGUCAGAGGCUUUGCUAUUUCCAAACUGAAGGAAGAUAACUGUGGGGACAACUCCCCAAAGCCAAAAAUAACAGAACAUCCAAAACCACAUCAUGCCAUAAAGAAUCGUUCAGACAAUUUAGUAUGCUCAGCAACAUCAAACCCUUUUAGUAAUAUCACAUUCUUAUGGAGAAAAAAUAAUGGCAACAUAAGCAACCCAACAGUUUAUGAAAAUGUUACCGUAUCUGAAAAAGGACAUAUAGCCACCUCAAUUUUAAUACUCCCAAAUGUUGCUUAUGGUGAUGCAGGAAGAUACCAAUGUGUUGUUAGCAACAAAUUUGGCACAACAUACUCAAACAAAGCCACUGUCAACAUUGUGACGUACCCACAUUUUCGAGUAAAACCCACAAAUGUGACAGUAAAGACUGGAGAACUCGUGACCCUUAAUUGUGCUGCAACUGGUGACCCACCACCUGAAAUUUCUUGGAAGAAAGAUGGAGGCAAUGACUUUCCAGCAGCCCGAGAAAGAAGGAUGAAUGUGAUUCCCAAUGAUCCUCGAUUUUUCAUUGUUAAUGCCAAACCAGCAGAUAUGGGCAUAUACAGUUGUGCAGCAAAAAAUGAUGCUGGUACCAUAUUAGCCAAUGCUACAGUAACAGUAUUGCAGGAGCCAUCCUUUAUUAGAGUGAUGGAAAACAAGGAGGUCGUCAGUGGAGAAUCAACUGUACUAGAAUGUACAGUGACAGGUUCACCAAAACCAGUCCUGAAAUGGUUUAAAGAUGGCUCAAUUGUAGUUCCUUCCAAGAGGCAUUAUUUCCUAAAUGAUAACCAGUACCUCGUUACAAUUAAUACAGAAUCUGAGGAUGCAGGCCAAUAUGAGUGUGAAAUCACAAACGAACUUGGCACUAAAAAGGAAAUGUUUGAGGUGAAAGUGCUACCUCCAGUAGCCAUUAUGGUUAAAGAAGAAGAUAUGACCGGUAUAAUUAUAAUAACGGUAGUGUGUUGUGCAGUAGGAACUUCGAUCAUAUGGGUGGUGAUUAUUUAUCACACCCGUAGACGGAUGGCGGGUGCGGUACGCCAGUAUCCAGCUGAAAGUGUGAAAAUGACACAAGUUGUGCAUAGUGAUAGUGAAUCCCCUCACAUGUUUCCAGACAAUCUAUCCGAACAUUCAUCGUGCAAAGAUAGCGGGACUGGAGAUUCGGCUAAACAAACGAGCUUUGAUGGUGUGCCUACAGAUAAAAGUGAUCAAGUGCAUUUUGAAUCUGCAGUAUGCCGAAGCUAUUCACCAGUACAGGAAGCACAUAAGCUCCUACCUUCCUCCUUUAAACCGUCUAUACAAGUAUGUUAUGGUCAACCAGGUGCAGGGUAUACUCAACCAGGUGGUCAAGGUCUGGAGAUGGGGCACGGACCGUAUCCGUCCUUGGGAGGUGGUGGCACGGUGUCGCCGCAGGUGCAGCAGUGGUUCCGGGCGGUUGAUAAAGACCAAUCUGGUUUUAUAACCGCAGUGGAGCUGAGAUCGGCCCUCGUUAACGCCAACGGACAACAGUUUUCCGAAAUUGCCUGUAACUUGAUGCUUGGUAUGUUUGACAAAGACCGCUCGGGACACGUCAAUGUUGAGGAGUUUGAUAAACUGUACACAUACGUCAACCAGUGGCUCACGGUGUUCAAGACAUAUGAUACUGACCAGUCUGGACAUAUUGAAGAGGAGGAACUUAGUAAAGCAUUCACGCAAAUGGGAUUCCGUUUCACACCUGAAUUCAUAUCGUUUUUGAUAAAGCGAUGUGACCCAAGAGAAGGCAAAGUCUCUGUUGACAACUUCAUAGUAUUGUGUGUGCAGCUACAACGCUUUACUGAAGCAUUCCGUACCCGUGACACCCAACAAAACGGGACAGUUACGAUUGGUUUCGAAGAAUUCCUAAACAUCGCUUUAAGCUGCUCUAUUUAAAAUUUAAAUGGUGGAUGCUGACUAACACUUUACAAUAAAAAAUGACGGGUACGAAUAACAAUAGCUUAUAAUCACGCAAUAAAUAUAUGAGGGUUCGCAAUAGUGAAAUCACAGACCGCGUUUUAGCACUAAGGAGGAUUGGACUCAAAAUAUCGAAUAUGAAAUUAAUUAUAUUUUGUAUUGUUAUUUGCUAGUAGAUAAUUUUGUGAGUGUUGCCAGAAUAUAUUAUUAUAUUUUGUAUAUUAUGUUUUAAAAUGAGUUGUAAUAAUACAUUUGUUGAAUGCUA